UUUCCUAGGAUGUUCAUGGCUGUAGCAUUGUUGAGGAUCACAUGUAGCCAGAAGGUACGGAGCUAGCCUUGGAAGUAGUAGCUCCUGGAACAGCUAUUGCCUCGGCAAAAGAAGAACUGAGAAAACAAGUGAACGUGUUGGCAGGUUUCAUGUGGUUACUUUGCGGGGUGUGGCUGGAUCAGGAGUCUGGUAGUGGAAGGAGGAUAUCCUUUGGAGGGUAUUUCCUAAUGGCGUGCAAGAUUGUUGCUGAUAUUGUGACUCUUUCAAGAAGUGAAAAUUGGGCCACUAUACGGAUAGAAAAAGGUGUCAAAAAGGCACAGCCACAGAUGCUCAAAACUCCUGUUGCUAAUGGUAUCAUAGAAAGAGAUGAAACCACUAUGGAGAAAGAAAUUGCAGGUCUGCAUCGAGUGGACUUCGAAUUCUCCGACAUAUUCUAUUUCUGCAGAAAAGGGUUUGAGGCCAUUGUGGAAGAUGAAGUCACCCAAAGGUUUUCUUCUGAAGAGCUGGUCUCCUGGAAUCUCCUCACAAGGACUAAUGUCAACUUCCACUACAUCAGCCUGCGGCUGACUGUCGUGUGGGUCAUUGGGGUUGUGGUGCGGUACUGCUUCCUGCUGCCCCUGCGCUUUACCCUUGCUGCCAUUGGGAUUACCUCAAUGAUUGUAGGGACAACAGUGAUAGGGCAGCUGCCAAACAGCAGUGUGAAAAGCUAUCUGAGCGAACUGGUGCACCUCACAUGCUCCCGGAUCCUUGUCAGAGCUCUCUCUGGUACUAUCCAUUACCAUAACAAGGAAAACAAACCUCAGAAAGGAGGCAUUUGUGUGGCCAACCACACAUCACCGAUAGAUGCGAUCAUUUUGACAAAUGAUGGAUGCUAUGCAAUGGUUGGCCAGGUUCAUGGUGGGCUAAUGGGAGUUAUUCAGAGAGCCACCGUAAAGGCCUGUCCUCAUGUCUGGUUUGAACGCUCAGAAGUCAAAGACCGCCAUCUAGUGACAAAAAGACUGAGGGAACAUGUGGCAGAUAAGAGCAAACUUCCAAUCUUAAUUUUUCCAGAAGGCACCUGCAUAAAUAAUACCUCUGUGAUGAUGUUCAAGAAGGGGAGCUUUGAAAUAGGAGGGACAAUCUAUCCCGUUGCGAUCAAGUAUGAUCCUCAGUUUGGAGAUGCAUUCUGGAACAGCAGCAAAUAUAAUAUUGUGAGCUAUCUGCUGCGAAUAAUGACCAGCUGGGCCAUUGUGUGCAAUGUGUGGUACAUGCCACCAAUGGUUAGAAAGGAAGGAGAAGAUGCCGUUCAGUUUGCCAACAGAGUGAGGUCUGCCAUUGCUCGCCAAGGAGGACUGACUGAACUUCCCUGGGAUGGAGGCCUGAAACGAGCUAAAGUCAAAAAUACUUUCAAGGAAGAACAGCAGAAAAACUACAGCAAGAUGCUAGUAAGAAAUGGAUCAAUAGGAAAUCUGUCUACAGGAACAGAGUCAGACUGAAUGGUGGUUCUUUCACACAAAUUUUGCACAGCCAGCUUUAGCAGGAAUAAUUGUUUUUAAUUACAAGAAAAAAAAACAAGCAAAAUCCCUCUUGUAAUGUGUGUGCAUAUUCUCUGUGUGGCUGGUGCAGAGCCUGCCAAGGGUAGUGUCUCUGUAUCUCUCUCUCCCUCCUUCCCCCUUUUUUUCUCCCUCUGCUGUCCCUCCCCAUCUUCACUGUAAGCAUGAUGAUGCACUGCUGUAUGGCGGCUCCUGAUAUCAAGGAAUGGAGCAUGUGGAGGAUUAAGGGACAAAAGCAAAAAAGCACCCCACCACUUUCUCUGAAUUUGUAAGGAUGAAGGGAAGUACACUGAACAGAUGCUGUCAGAACACUGGUUGUGCAGAUACCUCUUGUUCAUGGUAAUUGGAAACUUCAAAUGUAACAAUUUUGUUUUCUCCCUGUUGCUCACAGAAUUCUUGUUGUAGAGUUCUUAUAUGACAUGUUCUAGGAUGGUGUCAAAAUUAAGGCUGACUCUGGUUACCUUGACCUGGGUGCGUGUGCGGGAGGGGAGCAAGAACUGAUAGAUCCCAAAGGAUAGAGAAGGGGCUGCCCUGCCAAAAGCACAGUUCAAGGACCGUGAUAAAUUUGGCAGCCUCAUAACAUGGAAUUGCCUUUAUUGAGAACUGUUGUCUGAAGGGAGAUGUAAAGAGCGAAUCCUCAGUCUGCCUGUCUACUGCUACUGUUUGAAUUGCUUUCUUCAGACCAGGAGAGCUAUCUUAAAGGUAGGAUGCGGUAGGCAGCUGAAUAAGUUAGGCUGUGGCAGAUGUAUUCUAGGAAGUGGAUUUGCAAGACUAAUUUUCAGCAAAAAAAAGAUUACUGCUAAUGGCUUUAAAGGUCUUAGGAGUACAACUCCAGAAACACAUUUUGUGUUGAUCUGGGCCAGCAAUAGCUAUCACGAUUCUAAGCAGGAUCCAUAAGUCAUCUAUGAUACAAGAAGUGGCAUGUUCAAAACUACAAUGUAUUGCUGUCUUAAUGUAAAGAGAAAUAAAUUCUAUAUUUCUAA
This is a messenger RNA of Dromaius novaehollandiae (emu), 2515 nucleotides long. Its product is annotated as glycerol-3-phosphate acyltransferase 3. Gene Ontology annotation, cellular component: endoplasmic reticulum. NCBI's taxonomy places the organism in Eukaryota, Metazoa, Chordata, Aves, Casuariiformes, Dromaiidae. The record is from RefSeq and is a predicted model, not a curated record. Gene Ontology annotation, biological process: triglyceride biosynthetic process. Bases 150 to 1475 code for a protein of 441 amino acids. The transcript has 13 exons. Gene Ontology annotation, molecular function: glycerol-3-phosphate O-acyltransferase activity.